Molecule: messenger RNA, 1188 nt
Organism: Camelina sativa (false flax)
Lineage: Eukaryota; Viridiplantae; Streptophyta; Magnoliopsida; Brassicales; Brassicaceae
Source: RefSeq, a predicted model, not a curated record
AUGGACGUGGAGCUUGAGAAUAUGGAGGUAAGUGGCACGUUCGGUGAUGUGAUUUCUUUACCCCCAUGUAAGAAUGUCGUUGGGUGUAAAUGGGUUUAUACUAUUAAGUAUAAUGCUGAUGGGAGUGUGGAGAGAUAUAAAGCUCGGUUAGUAGCUAAAGGUUACACACAACAAGAAGGUGUCGAUUUCUUUGAAACUUAUUCUCCAGUUGCUAGAAUGGGAAGUGUGAAGUUUAUCUUAGGACUAGCGGCUAAACGAGGUUGGAGUCUUUGUCAAAUGGAUGUCACUAGUGCUUUUCUGCACAGUGAACUUGAUGAGGAGAUUUACAUGAGCUUACCUCUUGGUUACACUCCAGCUUUUGGUGUCUUGCCACCGAAUCCAGUUUUUCGAUUGAAGAAAUCCAUCUAUGGCUUGAAGCAAGCUUCUCGUCAAUGGUAUAAGUGUUUCUCAACUAUUCUUUUGAACAAUGUUUUUUCACAGGCUCCAUCUGAAAACACUUUAUUUGUCAAAAUGACUGAUUCAUCUUUCAUAGCCCUCUUAGUGUAUGUUGAUGACAUCAUGAUUGCAAGUAAUAGUGAUAUGGAGGUCUCAGCUGUCAAAGCUCUUCUGGCCAAGGCUUUUAAGAUUAAAGAUUUAGGCCAGGCUCGGUUCUUCCUUGGGCUUGAGAUUGCUCGCAAUGCUAAUGGGAUUUCAGUUAGUCAACGGAAGUAUUGCCUGAAUCUGCUGAAUGAUACAGGUUAUCUCGGGUGUAAACCUAAGAAUGUUCCUAUGGAUCCAACGAAGGCAUUGUUUAAGGAUACUGGUGUACUUCUUCCCCCAGAAGAGAUACGAUCUUACAGAGCUUUGAUUGGUCGUUUGCUUUAUUUGACUAUUACUCAGCCGGAUAUCACUUUUGCUGCUGCUCAACAUGUUCUCAAAUAUCUUAAAGGGAAUCCUGGACAAGGUCUGUUUUAUUCUGCUCAUGAUGAUAUUCGCUUAACUGCCUUUUCCGAUGCAGACUGGGGAACUUGUCAGGAUACUCGCCGAUCAGUCAUAGGGAUGUGUACUUUCCUUGGUACCUCUCUUAUUACUAGGAAAUCUACGAAGCAUAAGAUUGUCAGUAGUAGUAGUACUGAAUCUGAGUAUAGAGUUAUGGCCCUUGCCUCUGAUGAAUUAGUUUGGUUGGUACAGCUACUACGAGAUCUUUAG